Messenger RNA from Conger conger (European conger), 1943 nucleotides. RefSeq names its product fibrinogen-like protein 1. Lineage: Eukaryota; Metazoa; Chordata; Actinopteri; Anguilliformes; Congridae. Bases 118 to 1113 code for a protein of 331 amino acids. The record is from RefSeq and is a predicted model, not a curated record. The transcript has 8 exons.
GGCCCAGUCAGAAGAAUUACAAAUAGGCUACCGGUAUUCCAGGAAUUUAAAGUUGUGAAGCAAUUCUUCUCUGGCCGUAAUGUAUCACAUGUGGAACGGGCAUGUAAAGUGUUGGUCAUGCCACUGAUACUUCUGCUUUUGGCGUGUUAUACAUCAGCGUCGUCAAUAUUAUCACCAGAGCAGGAGUGCUUGCUGGAGGUGGCGGAGCUAAAGCACAGCAUCCGCGGACUGGAGAACAAGCUACUGAUCGGUGCUUGGAAGCUGAACAAAUUGCGAGAACACAGCUACUUCCACCUGUCGCACAGACGGCCGCCCCCGAGACGCAAUGACACCGCCGUGGAACCAACGCUGCUCCCCACCACGUCUGGGAAUCUCAUCGUACAUGAUCGCGACUGUUCGAUGCUGUAUGACAGACUGAAGCCAGCCAGUGGGUUCUACCGAAUUAAACCCAAAACGACACUGGAACCGUUUCUGGUCUUCUGCGACAUGUCUGACGGGGGUGGCUGGACUGUCAUGCAGCAGAGACGAAACGGAAAAGUGGAUUUUAACCGAGACUGGAGUGCGUAUAAAGAUGGAUUUGGGAAUUUUAAAAGAAACAAUGACGAAUUCUGGCUGGGGAAUGAACACAUUUAUGAACUACUCCGAGAAGGUGAAAACCUGAUGAAGAUUGAUUUGAUGGACUGGAAAGGAGAGAGGAACUAUGCCAUGUAUGAAAACUUCAGAAUUGCAGAUGAGGAGGAUAAGUAUCGGCUGCAGUUCGGGAUGUACAGCGGUCGAGCGGGAGAUUCUCUCUCCGGGGGCACAAACAUGGCCGAACAGUGGUCCUCCUGCCACAACAGCAUGCAGUUCAGCACCAGGGACCAGGACCAGGACCGGUACCUGCAGGGCAGCUGUGCGCAGGAGAACCAAGGGGGCUGGUGGUAUAACAGGUGUCACGCGGCCAAUCUGAACGGGCGGUUCCACAGGGGAGGGGAGUACAAGGCCACGCACGAUGACGGCAUCGUGUGGCUGACGUGGCGGGGCCUCUGGUACUCUCUGAGACACACCACCAUGAAGGUGCGUCCACUCCGCUUCAUGGACAGCCUGGGCAGCGGGGCGGGGCCUGAUGAGUAGCCUUCUGACAUCACCAUGAGUGACAGCGGGUCUCACGGGCCUGGCUACAGGGCUGAGUUUCGAGUCGAGUACAGAUCCUCAGUGUACCACUCUAGGGGGAUCCCCGGAAGAAUUAUUAAAAAAACAUUAAAAAAAACAAAACAGUUAAACGGUAGUUACUGGAGAAUUCUAAUGGGAACAUACUUCAGACUACUCAUCAGUAUAUCCCAGUUGUAACAUGAAAUCCCCAUUUUUAUUAUUUGAAAUAGUUUUUGUCAUCAUUUGUUAAUUGUUGUUCAUUUUUGAGGGAGUUGUAACCAACCUAUCCCUUCCAUAAAUUAUGCCCUUGGCAUGUCUGUCACCAUGGCGAUGAUCCAUGGCUGGGUUUUGUAACCUGCGUCACAUUCCACAUAAUGGUGAGUCAAAUUAUGUGGUAAAAAAUAAAUACAUUUGUCCUAGAUUAAUUUGAUAUACUGACACAUAAGUUGCAACAUGUCUCUGUGAAAGGGUUUGUGUGCAGAUUUUUUUUUUUUUUUUUUUUGCCCACAUGGCACAAUCUGAUGAAGAAAUGCAACCCUUAUUGUCCAGCUAAAAUCAAUGUUUUUCUGACAGUUUCAUUUAUGUUUCAUUUAUUUUACCGAAUAUACCCUUGGCAUUUGAGUUGACUUGUAUGACUGCUCUGUAUAUUUUUAACAGCUUAGCAUUUUUUGGGACAGUUAAUAUAUGGAUUUUGUAUCGUUUGCGUAGCGUCGUAUAUGAGCGAAAGGCUAACAGCCAGACUGUUACCUUUAUACCCUACCCUUAUUCACUGUUGUAUACUCUGUACUGCCAAUAAACAGCAUACUAACAGA